GGUAGCUUAUCUAUGUAUUACAAACCCUCUAUAUCCGAUCUCGUCAUCAGGAUCAAGCCACCAUUCUGAUUUUCCAAGCAAAUGUGCUUGACCUUGAAUUUCAACAACACAGGCUCUUUUGGUGUCACAAUUUGCCCUAACAUCAGUAUUCACAAUCUUGGCUUUGAAGGUAGAACCAAUGAUGGACUCGUUCACGAAAAUGUGGUCGCGUGAAAUCCGACCCUUCAAGUAUAGCAAACCUGUUCUUCCAGCUGUUCCUGAGCCGCAAGGAGAUCUGUCUAUUUGCUUGUGGCCUAGCACCAAAACAGAUAUCUGGUCGGGUUUUGUUUCAUCUGUCGGAUUCUUUUGUAUUACAUUAACGAAAUCAACUCCGUGUAGGCCUUUAAUCUGAGGGAACUCCUUGCUGGAGAUGUCCAACCCGAUUUUUUGUAUUUUCUCCUUAAUCUCACCGCCCAGUUCGAUAAUGCGACUUGAAUUCUCAGGUUUCACUUCAAGAACAAUUGGAUCAAGCUCUGCAAAAAAGUUAAAUGCCCCAUUAAAAACGAUGUCUCCUGUAAUCGGGCCCAUGGAGGAAUUGACUGUCAAGUUCUCGUAAAGGAUCCAAACAGGGGUGUUACGGAACCUUACAUACUCAACCUUUUGGCCAGUCCAACAAGCCUCUGUUUCGAGUAUGCCGACGGUAGUUUCGAGUCUAACUGACAUCAAAUCUGGCUUUAGUCUGUAAUGGUCAUCAGGCAACUUGCGUAGCUGGAUUAAGAGAGUGACAAUCGCAAUGAUUCCGUGGCCACAUUGGUCUGUAUAGCCACUAGGAUUCAUAAAAAGGACGGCAGCAUCACCAUUUUCGAUUGGAUCUAGGAGAAACCCUCCAAACAUGUCGUAAUGUCCUCUUGGCUCCCUCAUCAGCGAUAGUCUUAUAUAGUCAUGCUCCCGCUCUAGACACGUCCUUUUCUCCAGAAGAGUUUUGCCCGGCAGGCUGGGAAGUCCUCCUAUGACAACCCGGAAAGGCUCCCCACAAGUGUGUGCUUCCACUGUUGUGAUUGUGUGCAUUGGGGUUCUCAAACAAACAAGAAAAAAAAAUCUUUUACUGGGCCGUGGUGCUCGGCUUCCCCGAGUUCUCUUAUCACGCGAAAUGCAAAUUUCUGCGUUUGUGUAAGCCUCACUUAUGCCAAAAAAAUCAGAAUAAUCAUUAUUUGGCGAACACAAUGGUCGCGCUCCCCAAACCAGAUUUUGAAAGGCCUUGCAAACAUUGCAAGGCAAAAAAGUGUCCGACAAGCUUCCCAAAGUGUCUAAGAUGUGAAAAAGCCAACCUUGACUGCAAUAUCGCAGAAGAGGUGGGGUAUAGUCACAAGACAGUUGAACCUAUUAUAAGACAGCUUGAACAAUCAAAGAAGGACAGCCUGAUUGAAAACGUGGCUCAUGAAGUUGGAAGCCUGGUGGUCACAAAUAACCUUAAUUCAGGAAAAUACAUUGGAGCAGCAACGGGCCUCAACUUUGCUCGUUUGUUUCUAAAACAGUUGGACCUGAAAAAUAAUCUGGACAAACCUAAUACCAGCGACUUCGAGAAUUUUGACCUCGAAGUCACCCAGUCUUGUGCAGCCUUACCUUCAUUACAGAUGUCCAAGUUCUUAUUGCAGAAAUAUAUUGACACGCUACAAAUCUAUUAUCCAGUGCAUAACAUACCUCAAUUGCUCUUGUUACAGACAAAUAUCUAUGAGCGCCCGCAGGAAAUAUCACGUUAUGAAAAAUAUACUUUCUUCAUGAUCAUGGCAAUUGCGUCACAGAAACUUACACAUGCUGAUGCGAUACGAAACCCCUUCACCCCCAAUGAGUAUUACAACACUGCUUCUAGAUAUUUGGAGAACAUAUUAGGAAAUCGGUCUGAAAAAUCUCUCCAGGCUCUUCUCUUGCUAGUCAUAUGGAAGCUAGAGGCAGACGCUUUAGAAGACGAUAAUGGAGAUCUUUGGUACCUGAGUCGGUUUUGUAUGUCCCUCGCCAUGGAGCUAGGGGUUCAUCGUUAUAACCCCACAUGGAGUUUUGGCGAGGAGCGCGACGAGCAACGAAACAGGUUAUUUUGGUGCUCAUAUAUAGCCGAUCGAACGGUUGCUAUGAAGUUCGGACGAGGGCUUUCUCUAAGAACUAAAGCUAUUGAUACCCCUUUGCCAAAACUUCUCAAAGACGAUCACAUCAUUAAUUUGAGCACUUCAUAUAAUGAAGUGCAAUUGCUACCAAGCAUCAUGCUUAUUAAAAUCUCAGAAAUUGCUGGAGAUAUGUUGGAAAGUGUUUACAUCUCUAGGACCCCUGGAAGUCAACCUCCUCUUGACGAUGAAGAGAUUCAAUCCAUUCGAUCCGAGCUGCAAGCUCGACUGGACAUCUGGAUGAAACAAGUGGAGAUAGAAGUACCAAACAAUCUCAUAUGCUACCACGAGCUCAAAGUACGGUACUGUGUUUUCUCCAUUGUUUUGAAUAGACCUUCGCCUUCUUUUCCGUUGCCGGAUGGAGCCGCGAUUCAACUGUGCAAAGAGAAAUGUAUUCUAGGGGUGGAAUGUUACAACUCCUUAAUUGCGAGCGGCUGGAAAGUGACCCCCACAUGUUUACACGACGUUCUUGCAAUUGGACUCACCAUGAUUUAUUGUUGCUGGAGACUCGAAUCAAAUCCGACGGAUAUAAAUAACUUUUCUGGGAGAUUGUUGAAGAUCAUGCAAGAAGCCUGUAUCUAUUAUCCCAAAUACGCGAGAUUCAAGUCAUUAUAUGAAACAGUUUCGGGUGCAAUCGCAGAGCAAUUAGAUACAGAAUCGAAGACCAAGAGAAGAACAGACCCAGGAGCUAGACUAAGCAUAGAUCCGCACAAUCAGCUGGAAUGGAAUGAGGGAACACCAACCAAGGGUUACUUUGUGCCAAAUGAUUUGAUGGUUGAGUACUAUUCCCAAAGAGCUACUUCAGGAGGACUUCUGAUCAGUGAAGGAUGUGCUAUUUCAAUCACUUCCUGCGGCUACUCCGGUGUUCCUGGUAUCUGGGCCGACGAUCAGGUUGUAGGAUGGAAAAAGAUCACUCAAGCUGUCCACGCCAAAGAGGCCUUUAUCUCCUGUCAGUUGUGGCAUGUUGGUAGAGCCACCACUGCUCUAGAACUUCAUGGUAUUCAGCCUAUCUCUUCGACUUCUACACCACUGAAGGGUACCUUCAUGAUCAAUGGGUUGGAGUUCAAGGACUUCCCUCCAAGAAAGAUGCAUGGCGACGACUUCCAAAAUGUUAUUAGCGAUUACGUUAAUGCCGCCAAAAAUGCUGUUGCUGCAGGAUUUGACUUUGUUGAGGUGCAUUGUGCCAACGGGUAUCUGCUGGACCAAUUUUUAAUGGACAAUAUCAACACCCGUGAUGACGAAUAUGGCGGAAGCAUUGAGAAGCGUGCCAGAUUCCCAUUGGAGGUUAUCAAAGCUGUUGCUGAUGCAAUUGGUGCCUCUAAGGUUGGUAUUCGCUUUAGUCCUUACGGAAACUUCCAGGACUGCUACGACACUGACCCUAACACACACUGGUCGUAUGUGUGUGAACAGAUAGCACAGUUUGUGGAGCCAGUGGCCUAUGUGCACAUGGUCGAUCCAAGAAGUGAUUUUGUCGUUCCAGAGGCUGAGAAGCUAAAGAACUUAGAAAAGCAGGUGAGUGUAAAGCAGCAGUUCAGCCUGAAGAUCUUUAGAGACAUUUUGAAGCCUGCGGGCAUCAAGUUCAUUGCGGCAGGUGCGAUUGAUAGACAGAGAGCAAUAUCGUACACUGAAGACGACAUUGCUGAUCUUGUUGCCUUUGGCAGGUACUUCAUCUCGAACCCUGACUUAGUUGAGCGACUAAGGCACGACUGGCCUCUGAACAAGUACGAGAGGGACACAUUCUACUGGGCACCGGAGCCAGCACACGGAUACACCGAUUAUGAGUUCUACAAGGGGGAGGCUAAAUAG
Messenger RNA from Ogataea polymorpha, 3941 nucleotides. RefSeq lists its product as uncharacterized. Gene Ontology annotation, molecular function: zinc ion binding; FMN binding; NADPH dehydrogenase activity. The record is from RefSeq and is a predicted model, not a curated record. The transcript is spliced from 3 exons. Bases 1203 to 3941 code for a protein of 912 amino acids. Gene Ontology annotation, biological process: regulation of DNA-templated transcription; DNA-templated transcription. Lineage: Eukaryota; Fungi; Ascomycota; Pichiomycetes; Pichiales; Pichiaceae.